Molecule: messenger RNA, 1344 nt
Organism: Capsicum annuum
Lineage: Eukaryota; Viridiplantae; Streptophyta; Magnoliopsida; Solanales; Solanaceae
Product: myb-related protein 330
Exons: 3
Coding region: 266-1123 (285 amino acids)
Source: RefSeq, a predicted model, not a curated record
UAUAUAUCUUUCUAUAUUCCCUUUUUCUCCAUCCAUCUCCAUUUUCAGAGAAAACCAACACUACAAGUACCAAACAGUUUUAGUCUUAUCAACAAGAGAAACAAUAGUGAAAGAGACAAAGUCCCUUAUUAUUAGGGGUCCAAUUAUCAUCAAACUCUUCACUUUUUCUCUAGUAUAUUUGUACUACUACGCACUAGCUAUCCAAAACUCAAAUUCUUGUAAAACUAUAGAGAAGCAAAAAAAAUAAAAAAAAUUAGAAAGCAAUAUGGGACGUUCACCUUGUUGUGAAAAAGCACAUACAAAUAAAGGAGCAUGGACUAAAGAAGAAGACCAACGCCUCAUCAGUUAUAUUCGUGCUCAUGGUGAAGGUUGCUGGCGUUCUCUCCCUAAAGCUGCAGGAUUGUCAAGAUGUGGAAAGAGCUGCAGAUUGAGAUGGAUAAAUUAUCUAAGGCCUGAUCUCAAAAGAGGGAAUUUUACUGAAGAAGAAGAUGAAUUGAUCAUCAAACUCCAUAGUUUGCUUGGAAACAAAUGGUCAGUUAUAGCCGGAAGACUGCCGGGAAGAACUGAUAAUGAAAUCAAGAACUACUGGAAUACACACAUUAAGCGAAAACUCAUCAGCCGCGGCAUUGAUCCUCAAACUCACCGGUCACUCAACACUACCGCGACUAUCUCCACCACCACUGCCAUCACAACCACCAUUCCCACCACCACAACAACCACCAAAAACAUCAACAUGGAUUUCGAAAACGUUGAUCAAAAACCUAAUAUUAUUAUUGCCACGUCAUCAUCAUACGAUGAAACAAAAUGCAGUAGUGGUACUACUGAGGAAACAAAGCCACUAGACAUUAUACCAAAAAUACCCUCAUCACAAGUUAUGAUAAAUCUUGAACUAUCAAUAGGGUUACCAUUGCAUACUGAUCAUAUUUCCUCAGCUGAAUCAACUGCCUCAUACAACUUCUUAGCCACCGUAGCACCGCCACCAACGGUGGCAGUGCCGGUAGCAGCCACCGCAUCGGAGACGGUGGCAAAAACAGUUUGUUUAUGUUGGCAAAUUGGAUAUCAAGGGGGUACUCAGUAUUGUGGUAAAUGCAAAAACACCACUGGAUUUUACAGAUAUUACUGACCUUUUUGGAUAAUUUUAAGUUCGUACUUUAUUUUAAUUUUUUGUUGAAAUACCAUUUUGUGAUGAUAAGUGAAUAUGUUAUUUUUAGGUUAAGAUAUUAAUAUUUUUUGUUUUUCAUUUUUUGCCUUCUAAUUGUAAUCAUCCACUCACAAACCUUUGUUAGUACAAUUGUUGCAACAACUUACCAUGUUAUGAAUUGAAACAUGUAUUUAGUUUUCCAA